Molecule: messenger RNA, 748 nt
Organism: Neltuma alba
Lineage: Eukaryota; Viridiplantae; Streptophyta; Magnoliopsida; Fabales; Fabaceae
Product: PAMP-induced secreted peptide 2-like
Exons: 1
Coding region: 109-447 (112 amino acids)
Biological process (GO): regulation of developmental process; innate immune response
Source: RefSeq, a predicted model, not a curated record
AAUUAAAACAUCAGACACUUUAUUUCUCUCUCUAUCUCUCUAUCUUGCCUUCAAUUUCGAGCAUUGUUUUUGUACUCUCGAGCCUUAUUUAUCUUCCAACUUAAAAGCAUGACAACCGCAGUGCUCAGAGUUCAGGGCCUCUUGGUUCUGUUUCUGUUGGUGAACACUGUCUUCACACUAUCAGAAGCUCGGCCUUUGAGCAUCACUAGGGAAGUGAACACAGGAAUUAGGGAGGACCUGGAUGUGUUUGAUUGGUUGUCUCUGGGAUCAAUGAAGCAAUCAGGGCCAAGCGGCCCUGGUGAGGGACACAAGUUCACCAACUCUGAGACUUUGGGAGGGAUCAAGAACUCGGGUCCUAGCUCUGGAGGACAAGGACACAAGUUUACCAACAGCCGGACCUUUGGGGAUGUUAAGGAGUCUGGUCCUAGCCCCGGCCAAGGGCACUAGCCAGUUGCCAGCUGCACCAUCUAAUUACCAGGCAAUUUGCAGAUUAAUUGAUUCCUUCAUUCCUUUAUAUACAUUAUUUCGCUAUAUAUCCACCAAUUUGGUUUUUUAGUUCUUUUUUCAUAUGUUAUGUUAAGAACAAAAACGUGAUUGUCUACUGUUUGAAUUAAAUGUAGUUUUUGUUUUCUCUGUUAAUUUUGUAACUUUGCAGCCACGCUGAUGUUCUGCGUGCAAACUGCAGAGCUUAUGUUAUGAUGUAAUUUUCAUAGUACGUCCGGAUACGAUGAAUAAGAAAAUAAUUUCA